Spodoptera littoralis (African cotton leafworm) is the source of this 1836-nucleotide messenger RNA. NCBI's taxonomy places the organism in Eukaryota, Metazoa, Arthropoda, Insecta, Lepidoptera, Noctuidae. The record is from the annotation of a GenBank genome assembly.
AUGGUCCACGCCGGGCCGGCCGCGCGCGCGCCCUCUCGCGCGAUGUUCGCCGCCGCUGAGAGCAAACCGCGUCGCGCCGUCUCGCCGCUCGGAAUUCCAAAGUCUCCGUCGUUCCACUCGGGCUUGGAUCUCGUCGCCAACCAAGCGGCCACCAAGCGCUCCGAGAGCGUGUCGGACGUCGCGCGGGCUUUCCGGUUCGCGCUCUUCGCCGGCUCCGGCAUGGAGGGCCAGGGCCCGCAGCAGAAGGCGCCCUCGCCGCCUGACGCGCGCAGCCCGCCGCCCCCCGCCGCGGCCGCUGUCUCGCCCGAGCGCCCCACGCCGAUACCAAAUGCCGAUAAGGAAAGUUUGAUGGUGCAGCUCCCCCCGCUGAAAGAUGCACCAGCGGCGGAGCGCGAACAGCUGUUCGUUCAGAAGUUGCAGCAAUGCUGCCUUCUUUUCGACUUCGCAGACGAGCCCCUCUCCGACCUCAAAUGGAAGGAGGUCAAAAGGGCAGCACUCCUGGAAAUGGUUGAAUACGUGACGUCGCAAAGAGGCGUUAUUACUGAACCUAUAUACCCUGAGGCGGUUAAUAUGUUCGCGAUAAACUUAUUCCGGACACUACCGCCGUCGUCGAACCCCAAUGGUGCGGAGUUCGAUCCUGAAGAAGACGAGCCGACGUUAGAAGCGGCCUGGCCUCACCUACAACUAGUCUACGAACUGUUCCUAAGGCUACUAGAGUCGCCCGACUUCCAGCCCAACAUCGCCAAGAAGUAUAUCGACCAGAAGUUUGUUUUACAAUUACUAGAACUAUUUGACUCUGAGGAUCCAAGAGAGCGAGACUUCUUAAAGACAACUCUACACAGGAUAUACGGCAAGUUCUUAGUUCUACGGGCGUAUAUACGGAAACAAAUCAAUAAUGUGUUCUAUAGGUUUAUCUACGAGACAGAGCAUCACAACGGUAUCGCGGAGUUACUGGAGAUCCUCGGCUCCAUCAUCAACGGGUUCGCGUUGCCGCUCAAAGAGGAACACAAACUAUUCUUAUUGAGGGUGUUAUUACCGCUGCACAAGGCGAAGUCCCUGUCAGUGUAUCAUCCACAGCUCGCCUACUGCGUCGUGCAGUUCCUGGAGAAGGAUCCGUCGCUCACACAGCCUGUAGUUAGGGCACUACUAAAAUAUUGGCCGAAGACGCACUCGCCGAAGGAGGUGAUGUUCCUGAAUGAAAUGGAGGAGAUCUUGGACGUGAUAGAGCCGGGCGAGUUCCAGAAGAUCAUGGACCCGCUGUUCAAGCAGCUCGCUAAAUGCGUCUCCAGUCCACACUUUCAGGUAGCAGAGCGCGCCCUCUACUACUGGAACAACGAGUACAUAAUGUCCCUUAUAUCGGACAACGCGACGCACAUACUGCCGAUAAUGUUCCCGUCACUAUAUCGCAACACCAAGAGCCACUGGAACAAGACUAUACACGGCCUCGUCUACAACGCGCUCAAGCUAUUCAUGGAGAUGAACCAGAAACUCUUCGAUGAAUGCACGCAGCAGUACAAGCAGGAGAAACAAAAAGAGCGGGAGCGGCUGCAGCAGCGCGAGGAAGUAUGGCAGGCGCUGGAGGCGCGCGCGGCCGCCGCCCCCGCCGCGCCGCGCGGCCCCGCGCCGCCCGCCGACAGGGACGACCUCGCCACGCUCACGUACCAACGGAUCGAACAGGAGGCGCAAGAGCUCAGAAAACAAGGCUACAAUGCUAGCAAACCCCUUCUACGCAAGAAGUCAGAGCUUCCGGCGGACUCUACGACAGUGAAAGCGUUGAUUGAGCACAAGCGAGCCGACCCGUACCUGUCCACUCCGCCGGACGUCAACCAAUGCUAG